GCGCUGUGCGCUGCGAGAGCGAGCAGGGACCGUCUCUUUCCUUUUUCUUGCCCGCAACAUUGAGAUCCAGGAGAACCAGGGGACCAGGGUGGCCAGGUCUGUGGAGACCCAGCCUUGGCCCUGUUAUGGUUCGGGGUUUUUCUGGUGUGCCUGAAUGUCCCCAGGUACUGGACGGUCAUCUCCAGUCCCGCCACCAGGAGCUCUGCGCCCCGAGCAAGCCCGCAGCCUCUGCUCUGCGUCCGGUGUCUGUGAGUCGCCUGUUCCAGGUCCUCAGACAAGUGGAAUCAGGCGUAUGUCCUUCUGUGACUGGCUCAUCUCGCCUGGCGUGUAGUUUCCGGGUCUCCAUCCACGUUGCAGCGCGUCAGAACUUCGUGCCUUUUCACUCGGUCACACCCCAGUGUGUGCGCCAGCCGGGUCCUGUCUGUAAUCGUGUUUAUUCACCUGCUGAGGGGCACUUGGUCGGCUUCCACAUUUUGACUGUUGUGAAUGACGUUCCCACCCGUGUUUGUGAGGAAGAAGGGCAUUUAUGGUGGAACGUAACUACAUUGUGCUUUGUGCACAGUUCCUGAUGGUAACACGUGGAACAUGAAGAACUGUAAUGAGGCAAAGGCAUGAACAAACCACAAAAACAAAAACGCACUCUAAGUUCAAAGGAUGAACAGCAUUGCAUCAUGAAGGAAGCAUUUGCUGAAGGUCGGGGUUGCGCCAGGCACACACCCUGAGUUCCCAAGCAUCUCAGGAGGGCCCUCCCCAGUUGGGAGGGGCGGCGAGUGUGUGCUGGAGAGACAAGGCCCAGGCAGGCAGCUUUGCUCGCAGGCAGAGGUGGCUGGUGCUGCCGGAGAGGUGCAGGCAGGGCCUUCGGGCCUUCAGAGGCCGGGACAGGGCCCCCCGGGUCAGCGUGGGGGCGUGAAGGAGGCUGCAGGACUCAGCCCGGCACCACGGGAGCAGACAAGGCACUGACUGUGGUCAAUGUCCAGCUCUGCUCUGUCUUUGCUGAAUCCAGCUUGUGUUCUUCUGCUUCCUGGGCCUGCCCGGAGGGCUCUGGGUUCCUCUGGUUCACGGUGCUCACCGCUGUUAAGCAGUCUUCAUCCUGCGCUUAAACAGUCCUGCCGCUCUGUCUCCAGCGGCGCCUUGGAUUCGCUGGGUCUGGCUCUUCUGUGUCUCCGGGCGACCACGCUCUGCUUAACCUUCUGGAAGAGCUGCUUCUCUCUGGGUGGUCUGGAGCACCGCUCUCAGGGGACGCAGACCUGGGCUCACGCUGUGUGCCCAGGGGCAGCACACGACGCAGUGAGCAGCAGCCCCAGCACUCCCGAGCUGUGUGACCGCAGGGAAGUUACUCCACCCCUCUGACCCCCUUGUGCAACAUGAGGGCUUUGGGCGACACCUGAGGCCCCGUCCAGCGCUACAGCUUUAUGCUUGCCCGUAUUGUGAGUUAAUUGCCUCCCUCUGUCACUUGCGGAAUGAGUGACUCAGCAGUCUGACUGCUUUGCGGGCGUUUCUGAGGAAGCCUGGUUAUCCUGCCAUCAGGAGCAAGGGCAUGUCCAUGGUCAAACAGUCUGACGGUCUGAUCUGGCUGGCGUCUGGCUGACACUCACUGGGUUUCUUCUCGCUGCCCCCUUUCAGUGAAGCAGCUCGGACAUCGGCUGGCCAGAGGCAUCCGGGCCAUGGUGGGACUCUGAGCGAGACCUGCCAACAGGAACCGGCUGUCACCCACCGGCCUUCCCAGCCCGGAUUCAGGAUGCUGACCCUGAAGCUCCCGAGGCUGCUCAGCGCCGAGCAGGUGCCCCAGGUGUUCCAUGAGCAGGGUAUCCUCUUUGGCUACCGACAUCCACAGAGCUCCGCCACUGCCUGUGUCCUCAGCCUCUUCCAAAUGACCAAUGAGACCCUCAACAUCUGGACACACCUGCUGCCCUUCUGCUUCUUCACGUGGAGGUUUGUGAGUGUCCUGCGUGCGACGGACAUCCCUAACGACAGCUACUCCUGGCCCCUGCUCGUGUACAUGGGCGCCAGCUGCGUGUACCCGCUGGCGUCCAGCUGCGCGCACACCUUCAGCUGCAUGUCCGGGAACGCCCGGCACAUCUGCUACUUCCUGGACUACGGCGCCGUCAGCCUCUUCAGCCUGGGCUCCGCCAUCGCCUACUCGGCCUACGUGUUCCCGGACUCCCUGGUGCGCAGCACCUUCCACGACUACUACGUGGGCCUGGCCGUGCUGAGCGCUGUCAUGAGCACCGGCCUCUCCUGCUACUCCAGGUUUCUUGAGAUCCAGAAGCCCAGGCUCUGUAAGUUGCUCCGUAUCCUGGCCUUCGCUUAUCCCUACACCUGGGACUCCCUCCCCAUCUUCUCCAGGCUGUUCCUGCUCCCCGGGGGGAGUGCACAGAAUGAAGCCACCCUGUACCACCAGAAGCACAUGGCCAUGACCCUCCUGGCCUCCUUCUUCUACUCCGCACAUCUGCCGGAGCGCCUGGCCCCUGGCCGCUUCGACUACAUCGGUCACAGCCACCAGCUGUUCCACGUGUGCGCGGUCCUGGCCACGCACAUGCAGAUGGAAGCCAUACUUCUGGACAAGACUCUGAGGAAGGAAUGGCUGCUGGCCAACUCCAGGCCCCUGCUGCUCCCUCACAUAGCUGGAGCCGUCCUCCUGUGCCUCGUCUGCAGCCUGAGCAACAUAGUUUAUUUCUCAGCUGCUCUGUAUCGGAUUCCCGAGCCAGAAUUACUUAAAAAAGAAACAUGAUUCAGACCAUAAGCCUUCUGUGCCAAAUGUCACCACCAAGCCUGCAACAUCCUACGCCCCUAAGCCAGGGGUGUGGUUCCAGUUUACAGUGGCUGGAAAUAUUUAUAGAGCUUGGUGUCAGCACUUUUGAGUGGCUUCCUGUCAAUAAGGUGUUCAACUGGGGGGAUGUCUCUGGGUGUGCAGUGGUUCUGCAUGUGUGAUUUUAAAGGGGGAACAUGGGUCCAGGUAGGUCCUCAGGCAGGCACACCAUUAAUGUUUCACGAAGCGUUAGCUUUGUUUAAAGUGAGCUCGCCAGCUCUAUCUCAGCAGUUGGAGCGGGCCCACCGCCCUGCAGCUGCACAUUAAGUAGCUGCUUUGGGCUUCUCUGCCCUCGCGGUGGGCCCCUGAGGACAGAAUGUGCUUCAUCUGCUGAGUCUCACGCAGCAGAGUCUCUCCGAGGGCUCCCACCGUGGGAGGAGGAUGAGCUGGAACUACCGGCCAGUAGGGGAACCUGACAGAGAGGAGGCCCGGUGCAUGGGAGCCCCGGGCUGGGAAGGCGAUCCGGGGGGAAGGAGCCUGGUUGGGGAGGGGUCUCAUCUUUUCCCCACCUGCGAAGGGGCCGGGUAGGAAGAGCCCUCUUUCCCCACGAGCCUGCCCCGCCUCGCAGAGCAGCUCCUAAGUAAUAUGGACUUGGAUUUUCUUAAAAUCCGGGACUGGGGGUCGUGCGUUCUGCUUUGCUCUGCUUUCUUGUCGCGGGUUCGGUGCCGCAGGUGUCAGGCAGUGCAGGGGAAGUGUGCCCCUUGGGGCGCCGGCUGAGCCAGCCCCAGCUGGCGGUGCUCGGCCCUCAGCUUUUAAACCAGUCACUGUAUGUUGCCUCAGCGUUUCAUAGGUGCAAAAUGCAGCAUUCGCGUGCGGAGGACGCUGAAGGCCUUGCCAGAGAGACGGAAACACUUGGUGAGCUUGUGCCAAUGCAGGUUCCCCUGGGCACAGCCAGAGACCCUGUUUUACUAGCUUAAAACGUGGGUUUCCUGGAGAGGGUCUGCGCUGGAGCAAGUCCCCUGGGUGCUUCUAAGCCAGGAGGGCCAUGGGCCGAGCUCGAAGACGCACUGGCGUCACAGAUUCCAUAGGGCACUGGGCUCUUGGCUUGGUUUCAGUCGGUCUAACUUCAGCAGCUCACCACCUCAGGGUGAGUCAGUCCCCUGCUUUCCACUCCAUGCGGUGCUAAAAGGCCGAGUGUUUUCUCAUCUGUUGCGUGACUAAUUAAGGUCCCGUAUUUCAUGGGGUCUUCACAGUGUACAGAAAUGCUGACGCAAAACAGGUUUUCACGGAGGCCUGUCAACCCCUGACGUGCACUUGGGAAUGACUUAAGGGGCCACCCACCACAGCUGACUCAGGAGCACCCCCAUAUCUUGGAAUACUGCCUCUGUGGUGGACUGGCCCAGACACCCGAAUGGGCUUGUCAACUGCUCACCGCUCAGUCCUCUGGGGACAAGUAACAAUUUACGUUGGCUGAGAGUGGUCAAGAAAUAUGAUUCAUUAGCUGUAUUACCUGUUUACUUCCUCUGGGGACAGUGGACUGAUAAAAUGAUGUGGGCUGGUAAAUUUUUGGUACAUUAAUUGCAAGCUGCACAACAGAAUUUGAUUUUGGCAAGAGGCUGACGUUGCAAGUGGAAUUCUACUCCAGCAGGGUCUGUGGGCUUCUGUCUCGUCCUACUGUAAGUUCGGUUCAGUUUUAUGGUGAACAAAGGCACAAAGUUUAAACACCCUACUCUAGUGAUGCCAGAGGCGUGAAGCCUUUUACAUUCUCUUGUUGGUAGAGAGUGAAAUAAUGUUCUUCGCUUAGCCCAGAAACAGUUGAAAGAUAACGGGUGACUAAUUUGAAGGACUUUAGGAUUAUUUGAAAGUUACGUUGCUUCUCCAGCACGGUUAGUGAGGAAGAUGAAAUGGUAAACUUUAAGUCAACAAUAUCAGACCAAGUGUCCCAUAAUGUUUUUAUAAGUUUGGUAAACCUAGUCCCAUCGUAUACUUUUGGACAGUGUUACAAACUACAAUUUUAUAACACUUUGUAAUACACUGAUUUGGAAGCUUCUAAUGUCGAGUGAGAAUAUAUUGUAUGGGUUCAAAUCUAUUAAUUAUUAAGUAUUAUGAGGUUGGAUGUGGGUGUAGUUUUGCUUAAGCCAUUCCGGAAAUUCAACAAGGUUGGCAGGGGGUCAGUUGAAAUCUCACUGGAGAAAUGUCUUUUAAUGUAGCCGUUCUCAAUUUUUUUUGUCUCAAUACGCUUUAGAGGCUUCCCAUCCUCCCACUGUGGUGAUUGCUCCCCAGGGCCUUGUCUCCUAAAGGGAGGGGUCAAGGUGGGCAACUCCUAAAGGGGUGUGCCUCGUCCUCCUCCCCCUGCUUGAGAAGCACCACCGUGACAUUUACUGGGCGUCGUUGCUGUGGUAAGACUGAGCACGUCUGAAUGAGGCCGCUCAGUCAGCGCCUCUCCCUCCACUCCCAGAUGGGGGAGCUGCAUUUCCCAUUGCUCAGCUUCUAGAGGAGAGGUCUCCUCUUCUUUCUAAAGACAUGAACUUGUCAUUGUGGGUUAGAAUUAGCAGUGGGAUGUUUAGCAGCCUUUUGGAUACACAGUGAUUUAAAUAUUUGGUCUGCAGUCUUCCUCAAAGUGUUCUUGGUGGAGACGUUCUGUGGAAGGCAGGUUGGGGGCCACUGCUGCUGUCAGAUAUGUUGGAGAAACUCUUCAUUUGGACCUGCUGUCUUUAAAGUUCGUUUUGGCCCUGGUGCCCUUUUUAUAUGUAACCCCUGUUAACGCCGCGUAACAACACUUUACAACAUUGAAUGAACGCCAGCCUCUGGUCUUCCAGUCGACCGUCCAUUAGGGAUGAGAAGGCAGAGACCUGUUUCCAAACUCAGAGGUGUUCUUCCAGCUUACACUAAUGUCUGGUUUUCUUAAACUGUGUGAAAGAAAAAAUUUAUUUAUGAUAAUAAAGGCCUCCUGGUUCUCA
Messenger RNA from Camelus dromedarius (Arabian camel), 5709 nucleotides. RefSeq names its product progestin and adipoQ receptor family member 5 (gene PAQR5). The coding region runs from base 1739 to 2731 and encodes 330 amino acids. Gene Ontology annotation, cellular component: membrane. The record is from RefSeq and is a predicted model, not a curated record. Lineage: Eukaryota; Metazoa; Chordata; Mammalia; Artiodactyla; Camelidae. Gene Ontology annotation, molecular function: signaling receptor activity. The transcript is spliced from 8 exons.